Dendronephthya gigantea is the source of this 2124-nucleotide messenger RNA. RefSeq names its product nostrin-like. NCBI's taxonomy places the organism in Eukaryota, Metazoa, Cnidaria, Anthozoa, Malacalcyonacea, Nephtheidae. Gene Ontology annotation, cellular component: cytoplasm; plasma membrane. The record is from RefSeq and is a predicted model, not a curated record. Gene Ontology annotation, molecular function: protein binding. The coding region runs from base 131 to 1624 and encodes 497 amino acids. The transcript is spliced from 17 exons.
AACAAAAUAUUUUCAAGGCUACAAAUUAACUAACUUGAUACAAAGUUCACAGCCUGUUUUGAAAACAAAAUAACGCAAGCAAGGAAACCAAAACAAACAAGAACUUUAUAAAAUCUUCAAAUUUACUAAUAUGGUGAAAUUUGAAGAUCGAUUCUGGGAUGUAAAAAGUUUUGACGAACUGCGAAAGUAUUGCAGGCAGAGCAAUGAAUUCUGUAAGGAUGUUUGUAGUAUACUGCAUUCCAGGUCAAAACUUGAGCAGACCUAUGCUGAAAAUUUGACACAAUUGGCUCUUAAAGCAUCAAAAUGUGGAAAGGAUCUUGUAGGAACACUCAAGACAGCCUGGGCAAAAGUGGCCUCGGAAAUUGAAAGCGAAGCGGAAUUGCACAAGAACUUAGCUGGUAGGCUGAAUGAUGACGCUGUGAAAGAACUAAAAAUUUUUAUUGACAAUCAAACGAAGACAAGAAAACCGGUUGAGCAGCAAGUUGAGAAAUCGAUUAAGUUGUACAGUGACAAGAGAACCGAGGAACAAAAAGCCAAGAAAAAUUCUCAUUUAAAAGCUCGUGAUUACGAAAGCUCAGUUGAACAAUACGAAGAGGCGAAAAGUGGUAAAAAGAAAGCAAUUUCCGAAAAGGAGUUAUUGAAACUCGAAGCAAAAUGCAAGAAAGCAGCAAGUGGUAUUGAGAAAGCUGAUCGUGAGUAUAAAGACUUCAAUUUAAAAGCAGAAAGAGGACGAAUUGAGCUAGCAUCUGCUAUUCGAAGAUUUUCUCAGACUUGUGAAACAACUGAAUGCGAAAGAAUACAGCAUAUAAAAGAACUAUUUAUCAAGUACAGUGAGAUGUUGGAAGGAGUUAUUCCUCAAAUGCAACAGAGUUACCAAAAUGUCCAGGAUGACUCAUCAAGGAUUGAACCAAAUGAAGAUAUUUACUCAGUCGCAGAGCAAAGAGGGACAGAUCGCGAAUCCGCUGAGCAAUUAUUGACCGAUUAUUUCGAAGAAGAUUUUCAAAACACAAUUGCCACUGACAGGAGGAAGCAACGGCUGGAAGCAAAAAUUCAAGAUCUUACCGCUGAUCUUAAAAGAGAAAUUAAAGCUAGAGAGGGAAUUGAACAUCUCUUCAAUGUUUAUGAAUCAUCUCCAAGUUAUACAAAUGAAGAAGGACAAAUGAACGUUGCUGACCAACUUGCUGCGGCUAAUGAAGUAAUAAACAGCUUAGACGGGAGUCUUUACAAAUUACAACACGCGUUGGCUCAAGUCAAUCGGCAAGAAGCACCCGGUCACAGAUUAUCGUCGUAUAUUGAAACCGGGAAAGACAAGCAGGGGCUAGCACUAAGUAUUUUGAGGAUUCCAGUCGGUGAAAUAACAAGAGCGGCAACGAUGAGCUAUGGCAGUGAUAAUGUAGAUCAUGGUUAUCCAAGUGAUGACGAAUUCGACGAAGAUAAUAGAGCAUCAGGCUUCAUAGGUCAAUGUAUAGCACAAUAUGAUUACGACGCAGUUCAAAACGAUGAACUCACAAUUAGAGCUGGAGAUGCUAUUAACAUAACUGAAAAGCAAGACAUGGAUUGGUGGAUGGGUGAACUGAACGGCAGAACUGGAAUUUUUCCUGCAAGCUACGUGCAGGAAAUGUGAUAGACUAAAUUUAAGAAAGACAAAUUUUAGAUUAGAUUAUAUAUAAUAUAUAAUGUUCGCGUCAAGCACCGAAACACUAUAUUUGACCGCAUGCAUUAUGCAUAGAUGUAUAUAUUCAUGCCUGCAUGAUUAGGAAUUUUAAAGAAUUGAAGUGGCUUCCUAGGAUAAUUCUUAGGGACCCCUUAGGUUCCGAAUGGGACAAAGUGACGUAUUCGAAUGUUCUUGGAUGUCAAAUCAAUCACUGUAAGAUACGUUGAAAAUCAUCUUAGGAAGACUGAUUUAGCAACAACAAACUAUUUUUCAAUGUAUAUGUAAAUACAAAAUCCUCAAAAAGGAGUUAAAAGCGGUCCUUACAGGCUAUAAAGUGUUGGUUCAAACAUUAAAUAUCAGGUCCUGCACUUUCAGAUAAAUAAAUUCUAAGAUUUUCACGUGUCGUGCAACCUCUGUACGCAUCCGGUACACACAAGAAUCAUCUAAUUCCUUCCAAUGGACUGUAAUUC